GGAUGUGGCUCUUCGUUUUGGGGAGGACCUGCCCCUGGAAUGGCUAAUCUGUAAUUCCUCUGACAGCCAAUCACAGCGCCCAGCAGGAAAUACCUGUGGGAGAGCCUCGUGCCUAGCACCACUCUGGCCCCAAGCAGCCCUCUCUUCCCUUAGCCAGCCCUGGUGUCCAAGGCCUCGCCAGAGCACCAAGCAGGAGCCAAGCCUUCCGCGGCCUCAGCAUGGCGAUCUUGGCCUGGCUUGAGCCUAGGCCGCUGCUGGCUGUGCUGGUGCUGGUGCUGACCAUGAGGAUGGCCCAGCCUGCUCAUCUGCUGACUUUGCUGAGUUCAGGCCAGGGUGCUCUGGACCGCGUGGCGCUGGGCGGCCUGUUAAAUACACUGGCGGCCCGUGUGCACUGCACCUCAGGGCCGUGUGGAAAGUGCCUGUCCGUGGACGACCUCCUGGCCCUGGGCAGGCCUGAGGAACCUGGCCACCUCGCCCGCCUCAGUGCCGCUGCCGCCCUCUACCUCAGCGACCCUGAGGGCACGUGUGAGGACAUUCGGGCUGGCCGCUGGGCCUCCCGCGCCGACCAUCUCCUGGCCCUGCUCGAGGGCCCCAAGGCCUUGGCCCCAGGCCUGAGCAGGCUGCUGCAGAGGAUUCAGGCCCAGACCACGGGCCAGCCCAGCGCAGGGGAGGCCUGCGUGGAUCCGCCUCAACUGCUGCGAGAGGCGGGGGUAGCGGGGGCGCCCGGCAGCCCUGGCCCCGUGCUGGCCACCCUGCUGGAGCACGUGGGGCGCGGGUCCUGCUUCCACACCCUGCCGACGCCCCAGUACUUCGUGGACUUCGUUUUCCAGCAGUCCCACGGCAACACGCCCAACAUCUCUGUGGCCGAGCUGGCGGCCUUGAUGCAGCGCCUGGGGGUGGGCGGAGUGACCGAAACCCACAGUGACCACCAUCAUCAGGAGAAAAGGGUCAACCGCCAGGGCCCCACGCCCCUCACCGCCCCCAACAGCAGCUCUGACACAUGGGACACAGUAUGCCUGAGUGCCAGGGACGUGAUGGCUGUGUAUGGGCUGUCUGAGCAGACCGGGGUGACCCCAGAGGCCUGGGCCCAACUGAGCCCCGCCCUGCUCCAACAGCAAUUGAGUGGAGCCUGCAGCCCUCAGCCCAGUCACCCAGCCCAGAACCAGCUUAGCCAGGCGGAGAAGUAUCUGUACGGCUCGCUGGCCACGCUGCUCAUCUGCCUCUGCUCCACCUUUGGCCUCCUGCUUCUCACCUGCGCCGCCUGCAGCACUGCUGCCCACUAUGUCAUCCAGACCUUCCUGGGCAUGGCCGUGGGCGCACUCACAGGGGACGCCCUCCUGCACUUGACACCCAAGGUUCUGGGGCUGCACCAGCACGGUGGGGACAGCGAGCACAGGGCAGACAGCCACGGCCCACAGACCACCUGGCGCCUCGUGGUGGCACUCAGCGGCCUCUAUGUCUUCUUCCUGUUCGAGAAACUCUGCGACCUCUUGCUGCCCCAGGACCCAGAGGACCGGAAGGGCACACCUCGCAGCCACAGUGGCCACAGCCACGGCAUGUCCCUGCAGCUGGCACCUAGGGAGCUCCGGCCACCCAAGCAGCCCCACGAGGGCUCCCGUGCAGACCUGGUGGCAGAAGAGAGCCCUGAGCUGCUGAGCCCGGAGCCCCGGAGAAAGAGCCCAGAGCUGAGGCUGUUGCCCUACAUGAUCACGCUGGGCGACGGCUUGCACAACUUCGCCGACGGGCUGGCCGUGGGCGCCGCCUUCGCGUCCUCCUGGAAGACGGGGCUGGCCACGUCGCUGGCGGUGUUCUGCCACGAGGUGCCCCACGAGCUGGGGGACUUCGCGGCCCUGCUGCACGCAGGGCUGCCGGUGUCCCGGGCGCUGCUGCUGAACUUGGCCUCGGGGCUCACGGCCUUCGCCGGCCUCUACGUGGCGCUCGCACUCGGCGUCGGCGAGGAGAGCGAGUCCUGGACCCUGGCGGUAGCCAUCGGCCUCUUCCUCUACGUGGCGCUCUGCGACAUGCUUCCGGCCAUGCUGAACGUGCGCGACCCGCGUCCCUGGCUCCUUUUCCUGCUGCACAACGUGGGUCUGCUAGGCGGCUGGGCCGUCCUGCUGCUGCUGUCGCUGUAUGAGGACAGCAUCGCCCUCUGAUAGCCUCCGCCCCGCUCUUGGGACCCUGACUCUGGCCCCUGGCCCUGCGCUGUCUCAGCCCCUUGAACCUGAACCUACAGCUGGGGACCUGGAGAGCCCUAAGCCUUCGAGAGUUCCCGCCCUCCCAGGCCCCCCAACCCAUCUUCAAUAAAGGCAUUCCCGCCCUUGGAGCCCAGACUGUUCUUCCCGCUGUGGGGAGGGCCUCCCACCAAGAAGGGCCACUGAGUGGGGCAGUGCUUAGAACCCCGACAGGAACCAGCAGAGCUAUGCUCUGGAAUUUCCAGGCCUGGGACACCACUGCCCCACCUCUGCCUUGGACCUCCCCUCCUUUUGAGGAAGAGGAUCCACCAGGUGGGCCCGUCUCCACCUUCCUACUGCCAGCCCUGCCCACGACCUCAGCCCAGCGGCCCGCUCUCCCCUUCCCUUCCCCUGCCUGGGAUGGCAGCGCCCUGCCCAUUGCUUCCUCCCCAGGACUGCUCCUGUGUGUGUCUGGCUCUCUCCACAGGGUCCACUCCGUCCCUCAGAUGCGUUCUCCUUCAUUUGUUAGGGUGCUUGCCACGUGCCAGGCUCCGGUCCUAUGGUCCUAUGGGCACUGACUUACUCAGUUGUCACAGAUGCCAUGUGAUGUGGGCACCCUGACUGUCCAUUUGACAGAGAUGCUGAGCGUCAGUGUUCUGCCCCUGCUGCCUCCUGCAGCACAUCUUCACGGUCCUGGCUGUGGUACUUCCUAUGAUUUCUGAAGGGGUUUAGUGUAGCCCGGGGUUUACACAACUGCCUGGACAUCCGGGUGGCCCCUUUGGGCACCCACCCCAUGGUCCAGACUCGGAGCCUUGUUGUUGACAUGAGCAAGUGUGCGGAUCUCGAUGCAAUAUACGUGUAUAUGCCAA
Molecule: messenger RNA, 3040 nt
Organism: Pteropus alecto (black flying fox)
Lineage: Eukaryota; Metazoa; Chordata; Mammalia; Chiroptera; Pteropodidae
Gene: SLC39A4
Product: solute carrier family 39 member 4
Exons: 12
Coding region: 219-2153 (644 amino acids)
Biological process (GO): zinc ion import across plasma membrane; intracellular zinc ion homeostasis
Cellular component (GO): membrane
Molecular function (GO): zinc ion transmembrane transporter activity
Source: RefSeq, a predicted model, not a curated record